Messenger RNA from Mollisia scopiformis, 743 nucleotides. RefSeq lists its product as uncharacterized. The record is from RefSeq and is a predicted model, not a curated record. Gene Ontology annotation, molecular function: DNA-directed DNA polymerase activity. The coding region runs from base 20 to 583 and encodes 187 amino acids. The transcript is spliced from 2 exons. Gene Ontology annotation, cellular component: delta DNA polymerase complex. Gene Ontology annotation, biological process: DNA synthesis involved in DNA repair; DNA-templated DNA replication. NCBI's taxonomy places the organism in Eukaryota, Fungi, Ascomycota, Leotiomycetes, Helotiales, Mollisiaceae.
CCGCCCAAAACCCUCAAAAAUGCCACCAACACGCCGAACCCGCCACUCCACCGGCCCCGCGGCCAAAGGCGCCCAAAAAACGCUCUCCUUCGGCAACUCCAAGACCAUCAAAUCCGCCUCAACCAAAGACCUCAAAGACAUCAAAGACAUCAAACCCGAACCCCUCGAACAAAAGCUCGACCUAGGCCACAUCUCCUCCGCGCCGGCCGUCGAGCAACAAGCCAAGGUCGAGCUCUCGCGCGAGGCGACCGCGGAGGAGGUGCGGGCGAGGAAGGUUAGCGAUGCGCAGAUCAAGCGGUAUUGGCGCGAGAGGGAGGCGGAGAGGAAGAGUCGGCGGGUGCAUCAGGAGGAGCUGAGUGUUGAGGAGAAGGUGCUUAGGUUGUGGGAUAUGAGUAGUCAGUUUGGGCCAGCGAUAGGCAUAGCACGAAUGAAGCGCUGGGUCCGGGCUAAUAAGUUGGGAUUGCAGCCUCCGAUUGAGGUAUUGGCUGUUCUGCUCAAGGAGGAGGAUAAGGGUAAUACGAAGAUUGAGAGGGCGCAUGUGGAUGAGUUGAUGAGUAGCAAGUUUGUUGUUGGGGAGGCUUGAGUGUGUGAAUAUAGAUGAGGUGUACGAUGGAUAUGCUUUGACUGGCUGGCUGGAGUUGUUUGGGGAUUAUUUGCCUGGUAAAGGUUACUGGCGUUGGAUUGCUUUUCUAUGGCACAACAAGCUUUGCAUACAAGGAGCAAUGAAGACAAAAAUUCUCUCA